Alligator mississippiensis (American alligator) is the source of this 945-nucleotide messenger RNA. Its product is annotated as olfactory receptor 5V1. The transcript has a single exon. The record is from RefSeq and is a predicted model, not a curated record. Bases 1 to 945 code for a protein of 314 amino acids. NCBI's taxonomy places the organism in Eukaryota, Metazoa, Chordata, Crocodylia, Alligatoridae. Gene Ontology annotation, cellular component: membrane. Gene Ontology annotation, molecular function: G protein-coupled receptor activity; olfactory receptor activity. Gene Ontology annotation, biological process: G protein-coupled receptor signaling pathway.
AUGGAGGCAUUGAACAUUACAACAGCAACUACAUUUAUUCUUGUGGGACUUUCUGACCUCCCAGAUGUUCGUUAUUCCCUCUUUGUGCUGUUUUCAGUCAUCUAUUUGGCCACUUUGGCAGGGAACAUCAGCAUCCUUGUUGCCAUAGGAACAGAUUUACGACUGCAGAACCCCAUGUACUUCUUCCUCAGCAACCUGUCCUUGUUGGAUAUCUUGUGUCCCACUGUCACAGUGCCAAAGAUACUGGAUGCUCUUCUUACAGAGAACAACAACAUUUCCUUUGCUGGCUGCAUGAUUCAGCUGUACUUCCUCAUUGACAUGGUUGGCACUGAGAUCUUCCUUUUGUCAGUGAUGGCCUAUGACCGGUAUGUUGCCAUAUGCCAUCCGCUGAAGUAUACAACCAUCAUGAGUAAGAAGGUGUGUGCUCAACUGGCAGCUGGAACCUGGAUUGCAGGGUUUCUCAAUUCCCUGCUGCACACAUCAUUUACCUUCAUGCUUUCCUUCUGCAGAUCUAAUAAAGUCAAUCAAUAUUACUGUGACAUUCCUCCAGUGCUGGCCCUCUCCUGCACUUCUACGUACGCCAGUGAAAUGGUGCUUCUUAUUGGGGCUGGGAUCCUUGGCAGCAGUGCCUUUCUGAUCACCCUUUUCUCAUACAUUUGUAUCCUCCUUGCCAUCUUGCGCAUGCGCUCACCUGAGGGCCGACAUAAAGCCUUCUCCACCUGUGCGUCCCACCUAACUGUCGUGUGCCUUUUUUAUGGCACUACAAUUUUUACUUAUGUACGGCCAUCUUCUAGCUACUCUCCAAAUCAAGAUCGGAUUGUUUCUAUGCUCUACGGGGUUGUGACUCCGAUGUUAAACCCUAUGAUCUAUAGCCUGAGGAAUAAAGAAGUGAAACGGGCUCUACUCAGAAUGGUCAGUCAGAAAAUAUUUACAUUACAUGGUUAA